This is a messenger RNA of Leptomonas pyrrhocoris, 1113 nucleotides long. Its product is annotated as mannosyltransferase-like protein. The record is from RefSeq and is a predicted model, not a curated record. Lineage: Eukaryota; Euglenozoa; Kinetoplastea; Trypanosomatida; Trypanosomatidae. The coding region runs from base 1 to 1113 and encodes 370 amino acids. The transcript has a single exon.
AUGCGUCCCAUCUCUCGUAAGACCGUGCACUUCAUCAAACACAGCAGUGUGGUGAGCGUGAGCGUCUCUCGCAGCCUCAGCGAGCUGUCCAACAUCCCACCCAACUGGAUCAAACCGCUGCGGGAGUCGCGGGACCAAGUUUGGGCCACGGCGGACUUCUUCGCCACGAUUUACCGCCGCAACGGCAUCGAUCCGGCGAAGAUACGCGUCGUGCCGGAGGCGGUGGACGUGUACGACUUCGACCCGGCAAACUACGAGCGUGAGCCCAUCACAAUCCCUCCAGGCGACACGGCCAGUUUCGACAGUCUGCCAGAUCUAGCACCGGAGGAGCGGCUGCGGCGCUACGUGUUCUUAUCGAACUUCAAGUGGGAGGCUCGGAAGGGGUGGGAUGUGCUGCUCGGUGCGUACUGGGACGCCUUUGGCCCGCACGCCCCACCGGAGCUACGCGGCCGCACGACGCUGGUGAUCAAGACAGAGAUUAAGCGCCAGUACGCGGCGGGCGUGGGGUGUCCCAAUUUCAUGCGGUUUCUUGAGUCGUGGGGAAUGAAGGGCCAUCUGCACGGCAUGCGGGGGGUCGAGGACUUCCCUCAUGUUGUGGUGCUAUGCACUUCGAUGAGCGCCGUGCAGCUGACACAGCUGUACGGGAGUGCGGACGCCUUCGUGUUCCCGUCAAAGGCGGAGGGAUGGGGGCUGCCGGCGAACACGACCGCCGUUGCGCGUCGUCGCCGUCCGCAGCAGCGCAUCCAACAGCCCCGGGUUGAGGCCACAGCAGGCACAGGGAAAGUCGGUCUCAUAGGAGAUUACGGCCGGGAAAUGCGAAGGGACAGCGGUGCUGUUCCACAUUCGCAGCUGUGUCUGGCGGGUGCGCCACGGCUGCCCCACGCGGCGUCGCUGGAGCCCCGCGAGCAGCGGAUGCAUUCGCCUUCCGUACGCGUCGCGGAGAGAGAAAAGGGCAGAGAAGAGGCUCUGGACUAUCGGGCUGCUGCGCCCCGCCGUAAGGUCGUCCCGCAGCACCGCCACGCCGCGGCUGCUCCACACCUGCCAGUCCGGGUACACCUCCUGCAUCCGCAGCGACAGCGCCCACCCCCCGCGGUCCGGCGCGCCAGCACGUGA